GAUCUCUGUCAUGAACUUCCUGGGGCAGACGCGCGCGCAGCGCCCGAAGAAUCAGAUUGAACUCACGGAGGCUGUGAAGCAGCAGCUGCAGCGGAGCGCCUCCCAUGGACUUUUGCAGGAAGCCUGCUUGUCCGUGCUUCGGGACAUGGAGGCAUGGUUGCGUAUCGCACCCGCUGCAGGGCAGACAGCGGCCGAGUUCGCCCGACAGGUGAUGCAUAUCCCGGUCGAUGAGAUCCCAGAUGCUCUGAACAUGUUGCAAACAUCACAAGUAAGUGAUGCCAUCGAAUGCUUGGAGGAUACCUUGAAGAGCCCACUGGAAGGAUUGUCGGAGAAGUACAGGAAGCCCUUGUCUCAAGAAGCCAAGAACCAGCUAAAGGCUCUUCCGGCUUCAGACAGGGCUUCCAUGCUGCAGGAGUGGCGGCACUUCUUUCGUAGCUAUCUGACGGAUUCUAAAGAGCCAUAUGCCGACAGCUCGCCCCUGUCACAGUUUUGGGCCUAUGACGAUGAACCGCAUCCCUGGCUGGAUGUUCUUGAGAGGAUUGAUCUCAAGAUGUCUUCUUUCGGACCUGCCUUUGAGGAGCUGUACUCCACGUGA
Molecule: messenger RNA, 595 nt
Organism: Symbiodinium pilosum
Lineage: Eukaryota; Dinophyceae; Suessiales; Symbiodiniaceae
Source: the annotation of a GenBank genome assembly